AUGGAAUCAGCUCCUGGUCAUACCCCUCUUAUACAUGGACUUCCUGAUGAGAUCGCUCUCAUUUGCUUGGCAAGAGUUCCUAGGCGGUAUCAUAAUGUUCUCAGGCGUGUCUCAAAGAGGUGGAGAUCACUGUUAUGCAGUGAAGAAUGGCACUUGUGCCGCAAGAGGAAUAACUUGGACGAGUCAUGGGUCUACGUAAUCUGUAGGGAGGCAGGCAUCAAAUGCUAUGUGUUGGCUCCAGACCCUUCAAGUCGGUGCUUUAGAAUCAUGCAUAUCAUUGAACCCCCAUGCUCAGGGAGGAAAGGUGUUACCAUUGAAGCCUUAGACAAAAGGCUAUUUCUUCUGGGUGGUUGCAGUUACGUACAUGAUGCUACGGAUGAAGUAUAUUGUUAUGACGCCUCAUCAAAUCGCUGGAGCGCAGCAGCUCCAAUGCCUACUGCAAGGUGCUAUUUUGUGUCUGCGUCGCUUAAUGAGAAACUGUACAUAACUGGUGGAUAUGGUUUGACAGACAAGUCACCAAAUUCAUGGGACAUCUAUGACCCGGCCACAGACUCGUGGUGCGCCCACAAGAACCCAAUGCUCACCCCUGACAUAGUAAAAUUCGUGGCAUUGGACGAGGAGCUGGUGACCAUUCACCGGGCAGCGUGGAACAGAAUGUACUUCGCCGGCAUAUACGACCCGCUGGACCGCACCUGGAGAGGCACGGAAAACGAAAUCGCUCUCUGCUGCUCCAGCCCGACAGUUGUGGUGGAUGGAACACUGUACAUGCUGGAGCAGUCGAUGGGCACGAAGCUGAUGAGGUGGCAGAAGGACACCAAGGAGUGGGCCACGCUCGGUAGGCUCUCCGACAAAGUCACAAGACCCCCUUGCGCGCUUGUGGCCAUUGGCAGGAAGAUUCAUGUGAUUGGAAGAGGGCUGAGUAUAGUCACAGUUGAUGUGGACACAGCGGCGAGAGUAGAUGGGUUCCUGGUUACCACUUCUGUAGGCCCAUUGGUUGAGGAGGACUUGACGCCGGAGAGGUGCACGGUGAUCACCAUCUGA
Molecule: messenger RNA, 1041 nt
Organism: Miscanthus lutarioriparius
Lineage: Eukaryota; Viridiplantae; Streptophyta; Magnoliopsida; Poales; Poaceae
Source: the annotation of a GenBank genome assembly